Messenger RNA from Eurytemora carolleeae, 2425 nucleotides. Its product is annotated as cell adhesion molecule 4. The transcript is spliced from 10 exons. Gene Ontology annotation, biological process: synapse organization. Gene Ontology annotation, cellular component: neuron projection membrane. NCBI's taxonomy places the organism in Eukaryota, Metazoa, Arthropoda, Copepoda, Calanoida, Temoridae. Bases 338 to 1228 code for a protein of 296 amino acids. The record is from RefSeq and is a predicted model, not a curated record.
CGAUUGUCCGAGAUAUCGGGGGUAUAUCGACACAGAGGCUCCACUGCGGCCUCCAUAAACAGGCCUCCGGUUCAUCUUGCCAGUCCUAAUACAUCCGAGCUCCGGGUACCAGAUUUAUACUCAUCAAACCAGUGAUAUCUGUGAGGAUAGAACACAAGAAUUCUACAAAAAGGUUGAUUUCUAUCCAUCGUAUAGGACGGUUUGGAGGCUUGGAGCCAGAGAUACCUUCUCUAGGCUCGACUUAAGACUGAACUAAGAUAUUGUGAUCUGCGAAAAAGUUGCAAAGUUUCAGGUAUCUCUGCCUCUUCUUCUGGUGGAACUUCCUACUUAAACCAGAAUGGAGAACACUAGGUUUUGGCUUCAAACCUUUAUAUUUCUUCAAACUCUCUCAGAGAUUUCAAAAGUUUGGUGCAGUCUAAGUGGAGGAGAGGGAGAAGAGCAAGCUCUACCAGGACUUGGAGCUCCGUACUUUCAGGACUAUGAGUCGGGCUCUACCAUUAAUGUUACAACACAACUAGGAUCUGCAACCUACCUGCACUGUAAAGUGAACAGACUGGGAGGAAAGACGGUAUCCUGGAUGCGCCGAUCCACACGCGAAGACGACAAUCCAUAUCUUCUGACCUACGGUCGUCUGAUCUACUCUAGUGAUGCUCGCUACCAGAUAUUUCAUGAGGCUGGUCAUGAUUGGAAGUUACAGAUACAGUUUACAAGACUCAGUGAUGAAGGAUUGUAUGAAUGCCGGGUUUCUUCCAAAACUGCGCUUGUUCAAUACACAUACUUGAAGGUUGUAGUGCCUGAAAUCAAGAUAAUGGAUGAAAGGAACUCAAUGGUGAAGGAUCAGAUUAUCUACGAGGGAGGAUCCACCAUAGAGCUCAAGUGUGUGGUGACCAACCUGGUGGGAGAGCAGCCGGAGUACAUCAUCUGGAAGAAGGAGGACAGGAUGCUCAACUACGACCUGGAGAGGGGAGGGAUCAGUGUUGAAACAAAUCUGAUGGCUACCGGAGCAACAAGCAAGCUAAAGAUUAAGGGGGCUAGAUACAGUGACUCCGGGAACUAUACUUGUACAAUGAUGGGAAUGAAAGCUACCACGUCAGUUGAGCUUAAUAUUCAGCCAGGAAAGAACGCUCAGCCCAUAAUGGACGACGGGGGGAAUAGUUGCUGUCCUCCCCUAGCUCCAGUUUACACUACUCUCCUCAUCCUGCUCAUCCAAUCCUCAUCAAACAUUUAAACAUUGUCAGAGUAUUCAGAAUAUAGAGACCUUCCAUUAACAAGAUUAAAAUAAUUUAAACUGUCACUUCAAUUUUAGAAAAGUGUUGUAGUAUAUAUUGUUUUGUAAAGUUUAUUCAAUAGAAAAGUUUUCUCAUUUUCUUGAUAUUUCUAGAAAGAAAAUUAAGAUGAAUGAGUUUUAAAAACACAAAGGACAAGUCAUAUGUUCCAGUUUAACAUCAGGUUGCAAUUAUAAUGCAUUUAAGAUUUAUUAAUGAUACAGGUGGCAUUCAUUCAGAUUUAUAAAGUUUUAAAGUUUAAGAUUGUACAGGGUAUUUCAAAAAACAUAGGAAUUAAAUGACGAAUUCGAUGUCGUCGUUGUUCUAAGCGGGAUUAUUUUGUAGAUAUGAGUUUGCAGUAUUACAGUAAAACAUUAACAUGGAAAACUACCAGUCUCAGGAUUUCCAAAAUGUGGUCUACCAUUUUUUCACCUUCAAAAUUGAGAUAUUUAGAAAUUUGUCCAGAUUUCAGUUAAUUAAACAAAUUUCUUCAAAAGUUUAAUAUCUCCGUCAAUUUUAAAGAUACAAAGAAGGUAGAGCAAAUUUUGGAAGCACUCUUGACUUUUAGUCUUUUUUUUGAUGAACUUUAUGUCAUUUAUCAGUUAUCGAAAAUCAAAGACGAUAUUCAAGUCGUCUCUCAAUUCCCAUAUUUUUUGGGACACCUUGUACCUAUAACGAUGUUUUUAAUUAAUGUAUUGCAUAUUGUGAUACUCACGUUAAAUAUCAUUACCUACCCCCUUACCUUCAAUGUAGAAAAACAUAAUUUAUAAUUACAAGCUUGUGCAUAUAUUAUCUGCUCCUAAAAAAUUUUGUUAGCAACCCCAAAACCUGAAAAUGUUAUAGGAGUUGCUCCUAGCCACUGCACAUGGAGAGCUACGGGCAGCCUAGGGUUUUAACGAACUAAUAAACAUAUUUUUCUUAUUUAUUCUAGGUUCCUUUCCAUUAGAAAAGAAAAUGCCCAAAAUUAAGUUCAAAUGUUAAAAAAAUUCACAAUCCCAAAACACCAACUUUCCCCAGCAUCAUACACUCUAAAAAACACCCAACUCAAAAUUUUCCUAAGGUAUGUUUAAUUCUGGAGUUUCCUCUUGUUCUUUUUUUUUAAAAGUAUUCUAACCUGUCGGUGUCCAACACAUCCCUUUUAGUCAAUUCAUGAUUAUUAA